Venturia canescens is the source of this 2618-nucleotide messenger RNA. It is a transcript of the gene hfw, whose product is annotated as leucine-rich repeat domain-containing protein hfw. Bases 778 to 2268 code for a protein of 496 amino acids. The record is from RefSeq and is a predicted model, not a curated record. Gene Ontology annotation, cellular component: plasma membrane. The transcript has 8 exons. Gene Ontology annotation, molecular function: protein binding. NCBI's taxonomy places the organism in Eukaryota, Metazoa, Arthropoda, Insecta, Hymenoptera, Ichneumonidae.
CUCUCAACCAGCCACAAUCCCGGAGCGCGUUCGACGAUUUUACGGGGAGAGAAAGAGACGCGACGUUGAUACUUUAUACUUGAUCAGCCGAGCUGACGUCGCUUCGUUACGAGGCUCGUGCACGUAAUUCGAAAAAAAUCGUUUGGGAGUUUGAAAAUGUGGGGAAAAACUGAUUUUUCGAAUGUUGCGUUUUCAAUAAUGGCGGUUGGGAAUGAAGAAGUUGAUGUGUUGGGAAACUUGGCCGGAACUGCAACUUGGUUGAGCUCUAUAUAUAGCCUCACUACUUGUAUAUGACAAAACCGAAUAAAGAAAUAAAAACAGAACCUGAGCGGGUUUCUCACUCUCUCUCUCUCUCUCUCUCCGUGAUACGCCCGCUUUCCAUUUGUUUCUCGGUUGUCGCGUGUCGGGAGGAAUCAUCGCGUCGUCAACAUCGGUAUUCGAUAGGGAGAAGCGUUCACGAGAGAGUGAGACAGAGAGGAGGCGGUCAAACGAGUUGGAGGGCGAGGGAGAGGGACAGAAGCAAGAAGCGACGGUGGUGAGAGAGUAGGAGAAGAAAAAGUUGUCGCGGGGAAUGCGGUGGCGGUACGUGUUGGACGUGUUGGAUCAGAAAGCGUGUUGAGUCUUCGCAAUGGUCAGUUUAGUGAAGUUAGUGAGGGCGAGAGGACUCAAAUAGAAACACGAGGCGUUGCGUGCGCGGUGUGUGCCGUGGGCCGAUUCGGAGGCCCGAAUGUAGCGGAGCUCAUCACUUUCUUCGACGUCGGACUCUGUCUCCUCGCGAUGCAGUGGCUCGCGGUGAUGAUGUGUCUGUACGCGGGCGUCGCGAGCGGACGCACGGAGGAGGAUCAGUCGUCGGGCUCGAACGGGAACGCCAUGAUUCCCGCACUCCCGGAACGAUGCUACUACGAGGAAGCCUCCGAGUGCCCCUCUCCAGAGAACGGGGACGCUUGCCCCUGCAAAAGAAUACUCUUGUCGCACAGCAGCCCGGAUGCUAACGCCGUCUUGUGCUGCAACGUCGACAGUCGAAAUUUUGAGACCGGUCUCGCUUGUGCCAACUUCCCAGCUAACGUCUCGUACAUCCACAUACGAAACGCCACUUUUGACACGUUCAAUGUCAGCGAAGUCCGAUGGAGGAGACUCAAGUCACUCUCGAUCACGGACGGCCGGAUCAAUCGCAUAAAAGGACAGUUUCUCAUGAUGGCACCUACUCACUGCCUCAACCUAUCCAACAACGGACUCUCCGAGGUCGAGAACAACUCGUUCACGAGACUCGCACAGCUCGCGACCCUCGACCUCUCUUAUAACAACAUCACCCAUUUACCCGCCCUCAACACCAUGAGCGGUCGGGAAUUUUGGCUCGACAUAUCCGGUACGAACACACUUUGGUGCCACGACAUUUAUCAGUACAUCAACAAAACCGGGGAGAAACGAAUAAACUUCAACAGGGAAAACAAAACCUCGUGCUCGGCGAGCAAAACGUGGCACUGGUUCAACACCACCGAGCAAGUCCCGCUCAAGCAAGUACGCUACCUCAGCUUGCUCCAGACGGAAUGCCCCAAAGGCGAGAACUGGCAGUGCCAGUGCAACUUCCGGAGAAUGGACAUUGCGGAGGGCAAACCACCGACGCUCGCGGUCAACGUCGACUGUAGCGGGAUCCAGCUGACCGAGUUGCCCGACAAACUUCCCCGGAACACCAUCGCUCUCAACGUCUCUUACAACAACAUCACGGUCCUGGAUGACCUCAGCACGAAUCGCUGCUACGAGGAUAUACGCGAAUUUUAUGCCGAUUACAACAACAUAUCUUCGAUCAAUAAAUUGGAGGGAUCCAAGUUUUUGGACAACUACGCUCUUCUCAGUCUUCGUUACAAUAAAAUUAAAUCGCUUCCAACGUACAUGCUAACGCCCAACGUUCAUGACAAGAGUUACGCUGCCUCGAGGUACGUUAAACUCGGCGGUAACGAGUUGCACUGCGAUUGCAAUACUGCCAAAUAUCUCAAGGUUUGGCUUCAAACUCGUAUUUUGGACUCGGACGAAGUUCUCUGUGAGAAUGUCAAGGAAAAAGUGGUGGAUCUGGAACCCUCGAAAAUGUGCGUUUAUCCGGGCGAUUGGACCGAUUAUAUUUAUUAUAUUAUAGGCACGGAGCUUUUGCUGCUGAUGAGCCUCAUUACGAAAGUCUCGUACGAUUAUUGGGUCUUCAAAACCGCCGGUUAUCUUCCGUGGCCUGCGAACAAAAUGCCCAAGCUACCCUGCGACUGGCUGUGCGAAACGUGAACGAUUUUCUCGCAUCAAUUACGUUUCGAGCAGCGGGCAUGAUUCUCAACUCUGAAUCUUACUCAUGUAAAAAUGAUUUGUGGUCGUUUUUUUUUCUCGGUUGCUCAGGAGUAACGGACUUGAAUGUUUGUGUACAUAGAAAUGUUUUUGUUUCAACGAACCAUGACUGAACGUACAAAUACGCGGUUUGGCUUGAAAAUUAUUCAAAGAUUGUUGUUCUAGUCGGUGCGAUAUUAUUGACAAAUGUAUAAUUUGCGUACGAAACGUUCGACGGUAACGUUAAUAACGAUAAUAAUUGUAUGAACCAAUAAUAAUUGUGAUAAUGAAACAAUAAAAAAAUUUGCUCCGAC